AUGCCAGCUACAACAAAAAAGCCAGAACAGACGGAAGAACGAAUUACAAGCCCGAUAUUUUCGAAAGGAGCUUAUGUAUUUCCAAACGGCGACAAGUACAAUGGCGACUUCGUACAUUUGCCAGAAGGCGGACUUUUAAGGCAAGGGAAAGGCGAACACAUUGGAAAUGAUGGUCUGAAAUAUGAAGGUGAAUGGCUUGAGGAUAAAAUGCACGGAAAAGGAAAAAUGAAUUGUGCUUCUGGCGCUGUGUACCAGGGCGAUUUUGACAUGAAUCGUUUCCAUGGUUACGGCAAAUAUACCUGGCCAGACGGCUCAUUUUUUGAAGGAACUUUCAAGGAAAAUAAAAUGACCGGCGAAGGACGAUUUACUGAUGUGAAUAACGAAGUUUGGUUGGGUGAAUUUGCACGCAAUUCAGCACUUGAUCUGAAAUUUAAUUUAAAUAUGUAA
Messenger RNA from Paramuricea clavata, 447 nucleotides. The record is from the annotation of a GenBank genome assembly. Lineage: Eukaryota; Metazoa; Cnidaria; Anthozoa; Malacalcyonacea; Plexauridae.